This is a messenger RNA of Paramecium sonneborni, 1573 nucleotides long. The record is from the annotation of a GenBank genome assembly. NCBI's taxonomy places the organism in Eukaryota, Ciliophora, Oligohymenophorea, Peniculida, Parameciidae.
UAUAAUGGGUAUUUGUAAAUGCAUUGUUAAGAGUACUCAAACUACUUCUGCAUUGUCUUUAGGUAUUAUUUAGAUCGAUAAGAAUUUACAUCCUACAAAGAUGCUUAUGAAGGAAAUGGUGGAAAUUUAAGAGACUAUAGAUUAGAAGAUCCUCCAUUAGGAUAAGGUAGAGUUGUAUAAAAUGUAGGUGCAUUUGGUACAGUUUGGAAGGCUAUUCAUAUAGCAAGUGGCUAAUACAGAGCUAUAAAGUAAAUAAAUAAAUUAAAAGCGAAUGAAGAUGAAUUCUAAUAGAUAAUCAAUGAGGUUAAUAUAUUAAAAUCUUUAGUAUUAAAAUAAGUUUAUGAUAGGAUCAUCCUAAUAUCAUUAAAAUAUUUGACUAUUUUGAGGAAAAGGAUCAUCUUUAUAUAGUUACAGAAUUAUGUUCAGGAGGAGAAUUAUUUGAUAAAAUAAUAAAAUCAAACUUUUUUUCUGAAAAAGAUGCUGCUCUUGCAAUGAAACAAAUAUUAUCAGCAUUGAAUUAUUGUCAUUAAUCAAAGAUAGUUCAUAGAGACAUUAAACCAGAAAAUUUAUUAUAUGAUCAUGAAGGUGAGGAUAGUUAAUUAAAAAUAAUUGACUUUGGCACAUCUUAAAAGUAUGGCAAUUAAAAGUUAGAAGAAAAGAUAGGCACUGUAAUAAGCUAAAUUCAAUUCAAUUUUAGGCAUAUUAUAUGGCACCAGAAUUAAUUGAUGAAAGAUAUGAUGAAAAAUGUGAUAUAUGGUCUACAGGUGUUGUUUUAUUUAUUUUGUUAUGUGGUUCACCCCCAUUUGAUGGAGAAACAGAUGAAUAAAUAAUAAAAAGAAUAUAAUAAGGAAAUAUAUAUUUUGAACAGUAAUAAUGGAAAUCUGUUUCGAAUGAAGCGAAAGAUUUGGUAAUGCAAUUACUAAAUAAGAAUCCAGAGAAAAGAUUAUCAGCAAAUAAAGCAUUGAUGCAUCCUUGGAUAUUAAAAUAUACAUCAGAAGAAUUGAAAGCUCCUGAAUUAAAAAAUGUAUUGAAUAAUAUGAAGCACUUUCGAGUAAUUUUAUAUAUAAAUUAAUUAUAGACUACUUAAAAAGUAUAAGAAGCAGCUUUUCUUUAUAUUGUAAAAUAAUUCAUUUCAAAAGAGGAGAAAUAAGAAUUAUAGAAAUUCUUUAAAUUUCUUGAUAAAAAUGGAGAUGGAGUGCUGACAAAAUAAGAAUUAUUAGAUGGAUAUAAGAAAAUAGUAAGUUAAUCGGAAGCAGAAUUACAGGUUGAUUAAAUAAUGAAAUAAGUGGAUAAAAAUGAAUCUGGUCUAAUAGAUUAUUCUGAAUUUGUAGCAGCAACUAUAAAUAAAUAAAAAUUAUUAUAAUAAGAUAUUUUAGAAUAAGCAUUUAAAGCAAUAGAUAAUGAUAAUAAUGGAGCAAUUACAGUUGAGGAAUUAAAGCAUAUGUUUGGUGCAGGAAAUAAGAUUCCAUCUGAAGCAUGGAUAAAAUUAAUGGAAGAUGUAGAUAAAAAUGGAGAUGGAGUAUUAUCUUUGUAAGAAUUCAAAGAGAUGAUGUUAAAACUUUAAAUUGAUUGA